UUCUCUCCUUUACGCAUACAAGUAGCCCCUGCGACCGUUGCGGAAACCCCAAAUGAUACUAAACUGAGUUAUUUUUGUCGUUGGGGAUGAAGACGAAUGGCGGAAUCGAUUUCACGUUUGAACAGUUGGAAUAAAGGAGUUCAGCUGCUUUUGUAAAUAUAUUUUAAUAAAAUAAGUUCCCUAGGCGUUCGUUUUGUUUUGUCUACGUGAAUCAGUCCGCUUGCUAGCUAAUCAGCUAGCUAAAUAGCUUGCUAGCCAAUGUUAACUUGGCGUACGUCGUUUUUUUUUUGUUUUGGUAAGCUAGGAGGCCAUUUUGAGGCCUUGUGAAAUCAACGAGUACUUCACGUCUGUUCUUUCCUUUUCAGUGACAUCUUUUUGUAUUUUUCUCUUCGAGGAGCGUGUAAGUUGGAUAUCUGGACUUCGGUUGCAUUAUCAUUGGACUGGAUUGCCUGGUGACCGAUACAUGGUUAUUGGUCAUUGACCAUUUGGACUUUUCUGUCAUUCGUUCAAGGGACUUUAAACGAAACCUGACGCCAACUGAGCUCUCUACAAUUGCUUUCUUGGAACUGUUAACGUGACGGACAGUUGAGCAACGACAUUUCAUUGUAUAAAAAAUUGGGACAUUUUUACUUUGCGGUGCUUCAUCCUGAAAGCAUCGUAUGGACUUUGGUCACGAAUGCUUCUGGAAGAUAAUUUGUUGUCAUGGCAUUGAUUGUGACGAACUGAAAAAGAAUUUAUCCAAGAUACAAAUGACAAGGUGUCUUGGCCAUUGCGUUAGAUAGGUAGUUGAACAUAUCAGUGGUGAAUACACACGCUAAUAUUUUUCUUUGCAUUUGUUGAUUUUACACCAGUUUUGUUUAUUGUUGGCUGGGUAGAGAGCUAACUGCGGGUAGCAAGCUAGCAUUACCUUGCCACCCUCAUAUUUUGGCCAUGUUUGAGGCCGAGAUUAGCAGUUAGCGAAAUGGGGAACCCGUAAGGGUUGGUUGCUAGUGCAUUAGCUUGCAUAGCUAAUCGACAGGUUUUGUGUGCUUUUAGCAUUGAAUGCAGGUUGUUUAGCAAGUUAUUAGGACCAUUCAAACAAACUCCAUCUUCGGGAAAUAAGUGACAUCUGUUUUUGUUUGGUAAAUCGAUAGCGAGGAACUCUUCCAACAUGUCGUGUGUUCAUUACAAAUUUUCAUCAAAGCUUAACUAUGACACGGUCACAUUUGAUGGCCUUCAUAUCACGUUGAGUGAUUUGAAAAGACAGAUCAUGGGUCGGGAAAAACUGAAGGCUGCUGACUGCGACUUACAGAUUACCAACGCGCAGACGAAAGAAGAGUACACGGAUGAUGGAGCAUUCAUAUCAAAAAAUUCUUCAGUCAUCAUUAGACGAAUCCCAAUUGGUGGUGUCAAAGCAACAAGCAAAACUUUUGUUAUUGAUCGAUCAGAACCUCCAAGUGGACCAUCAAAAGCAAUGAUUGAUGAUUCUCCUGGCAGCAUUUCAUUGGCCCAGCUCUCAAAGACCGCCAAUCUUGCUGAGGCGAAUGCAUCCGAGGAAGACAAAAUUAGAGCUAUGAUGUCACAGUCCAAUCAUGACUAUGAUCCUAUACAUUACAUGAAGAAGCUUGUGGGACCUCCGCCUCCAAACUACACCUGUUUUAGAUGUGGGAAAAAUGGACACUACAUACGGAACUGUCCGACAAACGGGCAGGACAAAAGCUUUGAGGCUCCACAAAGGAUCAAAAAGAGCACAGGAAUACCUCGAAGCUUUAUGAUGGAGGUGGAUGACCCGAGCAUGAAGGGAGCUAUGCUAACCAACACAGGACGCUAUGCUAUCCCCACCAUAGAUGCGGAGGCCUAUGCUAUUGGGAAGAAGGAGAAGCCUCCAUUCCUCCCUCAGGAGCAGUCCUCAUCCUCAGAGGAAGAGGACCCUGUUCCUGAUGAACUGCUGUGCCUCCUCUGCAAAGACCUCAUGACCGAUGCAGUCGUAAUCCCCUGCUGCGGAAACAGCUACUGUGACGAUUGUAUCCGUACUUCCUUGCUGGAGUCAGAAGAGCACACGUGUCCUACUUGUAACCAGUCUGACGUCUCCCCAGAUGCCUUAAUUGCCAACAAGUUCUUACGCCAAGCGGUGAACAACUUCAAAAAUGAGACUGGUUACACCAAGCGGAUCCGUAAGGCCAAUCAGGCAUCUGCCAUGGCACAGGCUCCCCAGCCCCGUCUUCAGCGCCCCGUCCAGGCUGUCCGGCCCCCCGCCUCCCGUCAGCAGGACCCCCUGAUGGCCAACAUGCCCCGGCCCGCAGCAGCUAUUACCCCUCCCCAAGCUCCACCAGCGGCCACUGCACCCGCACCCUCGGCUGUCACCCAGCAGGCUUCCGCCCCCCCUCCAUCCAGUACCAACCCCUUAGAGAGCAGUAGCGCGCCACCUAGAACAGGCAGCUACAGCCCAACAGUGUCCUCUCCACCGCGUGCCGUCAAGCUGGAGGACAACCAAGCACCAAAGGAGUCAGACCCUACGGCACCAGGCCCAUCUGUGACUGUCUCAACAGAUCAAUCAGGUCCACCGCCUCUCAUUCCGAAGGGAUUCCAGGUUCAAGUGCUUGGACCACCACACCAGCUUGGUCCACCACACCAGCUUGGUCAACCACACCAGCUUGGACCACCACACCAGCUUGGCCACUCUAUGCAGAGAUCAGGCCACCCACCCCACCCAGGACCACCGGGUAGAUCUAGUGGUCCGAGACCCAGUGGUCGACCAGGAUGGGAUCCCUCUUCUGGCAGAGGAAGGAUGCACGGUGACCGUCCCCCACGCUCUCAGGGACCACCUCUGCAGCCCCCACCUGUGCAGCAGCCACCACCGCAGCAUCAUCAGCAGCCACCACUGCAGCCUCCUCCUGUGGGUCCUCAUGUGUAUGGGGUUGCUCCUCCAGCCCUCUAUGCCCCACCACAGCAUCCCAUCCCUCAGCCACCAAAUGUGGUCCCUCCGCCAUACUCCUUGCCGUACAACGCCAGCCCGCAGCCUGCACCCAGUUUCAAUGUGCCCCCUCCUGGGUAUCCUCCAGCUUUGCCUAAUGUUGUCGCUCCCUGGGUGCCACCUGGCACCCAGCCUCCUGUAGCCAACCCUGUGCCACCAACACCAUUCCUGUCCAGGGAGGAGUUCUACAGGCAGCAGCGUAGGCUUAAAGAGGAUACGCAAUGUCGAUUCCCUACCAGGGAGAAGUCAAAAUUGGAAAAAUUCACCAACGACUUUGCCAAGGAGCUGCUGGAAUAUAGAAAGAUUCAAAAGGAGAGGAGACGGUCCUAUUCUAGGUCCAGGUCUCCUUAUAGAGGCUCAUCCUACAGCGGCUCUUCCUACAGCUAUUCAAAGUCCCGCUCUCGGUCCCGUUCCAGGUCUCGAUCGUACUCGAGAUCAAUCAGCCGCUCCCGCUCUCGUUCACGCUCUCGCUCUUAUUCCCGUUCGCCUUACCCCCGCCGUGCAAGGGCCCGUAGCCGUAGCUAUCGCUCCAGGUCUCGAUCACAUGGCUACCGCCGCUCCCGAUCCCGUUCCCCCUCUUUCAAAGGUCGAGACAGUGGGCCAGUGAGUAGUGCACCCUACCGCUCACGCUCCAGGUCACCUCCAUACAGGAGCCACAGCCCAAACAAGAAACAGGGUCCUCCCCCACUCCUUGACCUUGACCGUGAGCGCAAAUUCACAGGACGGUACAGAGACCCGGUCCCAUUUGACCUCAAAGCCUUCUACGGCCGAGAGGUAGAUAUGUCUGACCCCUAUGAGCGGGAAAGGUAUAAGCAGUGGGAGAGGGAAUAUCGUGAGUGGUAUGAAAAGUAUGGUAAGUCCUACCAUAAUGCCCCAGCUGACCAGCCCCGAGAGCCCCGAGAACCCAGAGAGCCCCGAGAACCCCGAGAACCCCGAGAGCCCCGAGGCCGGGCACCCUUAGUUACCAGGGAGCCAUACACCCCUGAGCGUUUGCCCUUGAUGCGUCAAAGAGACACUUCUCCCUAUACACGGGGGCGUAGAGAUGACUAUUCUCCCCCUCCCCAGAGCCAUGGAAGCGGUGGAAGUUCUAGAAGUCGCAACCCAGCGCUCACAUACCAGGAGAGGUGUGCUGAGAAAUAUGGAGUAGCUGGUGGUCCGAGCAUUCCUGGACCUGGACCCAGCAGAGGAAGCAGUAGCAAAGAUCCCCUAAAAGCACCCAAAGAAAGAGAGCCUUCCAACAGCAGUUCAGCUGCCGACCCCAAAGGCCUAAAACACAAGAAGCACAGGAAGAAGAGGAAGGGUGACGACUGUGAUCUGUUUGGCCACUCUGACUCCAUGGACGACAAUAGAAAAGAUGAUCGCAAAGGGGAUGGUCCCCUGAUGGCCUCCAGUCGCGAUGAUGCCACUCCAGUCAGAGACGAACCCAUGGACGGCGCUGCAGUUCCUUACAAAAGCACCUCAGACAAGGAGAGGAAAGAGAAGACAAAGGGAAAAGUUGAGAAGGUGAAGCGUAAGGCUGACAACAGUGCCUCAAAGAAAGAAACAAGCGGAAAGACUACCAAGUCCUCCAGAGACAGGGAGGUAGACACGGAGCGUGAUGCCAAGACCUCUUCGCUUGAGCCUCCUUUCAAACGAACCAAGGAAGACCUGUCUCAUAAGGCAGAGGCCAUUAAGCCAUCCACCCCUCUGAAAGAAGAGAAGGCAAUGUUGGCUCGCAAAGUGCCAAGACAAGCAAAGCACCAUCAAGAGACUAAACAGGUCAAAGAGGAACCAAAAGCCAAGAAGGAUCUGGUAAAAGACUCAGCUAAACCAGAGAAAGGUCUUACCAAAGAGGUUAAGUCAAAGAGGGAUGUUGAAAAAGCCAUCAAGACUGAGGAGAAGCCAUUUAUCAAGGCAGCGGAUAUCAAGCAAGAAAAGAGGAGGAGAAAAGAUGAUUCAAGUGCAGGGAAAGAGCUUGAUUUGCCCACGAUUAAGUCCCCAAGAGUAGAUGUUCCUGAGAUGGCCAAGGGGUCCCCAAAACCUAAAAUUAAAGCAGAGACUGAGAAGCCACCAGAGAAGCUAAAGCCUGCUAUCCCACCUCUGAUGGACAUUAAACCAGGGCCUCUGAGAAAGAUCAAGAUCAACCGUGAGAUUGGCAAAAGGAUCAGCACAGACACGGCGCCCUCGCCUGAACACAGAGAUGAAGCCCCAAAGAGCCGACCCGAUAAGACGAGGGGAAAGAUGCGCCGAAGAGUUCAGGCUACUGACGGCUCAGGUUCAAUCCUGGUGGACUACACAAGCACUAGCUCAACUGGAGGUAGUCCCAUCAAGAGGCUGGAGGAGAAGGCUGAUUUGAGAAAGACUGUAGUCAAGACCCUUGAAGAAUACACCAAUGAUAGCACCACGGCUGCAGAGGAUGAGAUUGUCUUGAUCCAAGUGCCACGCUCCAAGUGGGAGAAGGAAGACUACGAAUCAGAGGAAGAUGAGUCCAAGGGAACAGAAUUGAACCGCAAUGGCAGCCAUUCUGGAUCGGAUGCCCCACAGAAGGCACUCGCUAGUACCACUGUGAAGGUAAAUGAUCAGGCAUCUCCCCCUGCAGAGAAGGCUUCCACCUCUUCUAAGGAAGGCCAGAUGGAAGUCAAGCCUGGUAAAGACUCCACACCUUCAGACAAGGAGAGAGAGGAGAAAAAGGAAACUGAGAAAGAAAGGGAGAGGGAAAAAGACAAAGACAAAGAUAAAGACAGGGAAAAAGACAAAGAGCGGGAAAGAGACCGUGAACGGGAAAGGGACAGGGAGCGGGAAAGAGAGCGAGAGAAAGAUUGGGAACGAGGGCGUGAGCGAGAGAGGGAGAGAGAGCGCCCUGCCUCUGACCGUGAGCCUUCAGAGAAAAGAAAACCCGUCGGGUCCAACGGUGACCGAGAACGCACCCAGGAGCGAAGCAGUGACCAUGGCAGUGAAAAGGGCUCAUCCUCUUCUACCCAGUCUUCCUUCCGGGACCGACAGUCAGAGAGGCCUGAUCCAGCCUCCCGCAAGCUUACCAGCAGGGACCACAGCACUGCCUCCUCCGCUGAACGCAGGCCUGACCACCGGUCCAGUGGUAGGGACCACUCCGAUACCAAACCCAAAGACGGCAAGCCCAGAGAGCCCAUUAGGAGGAGGGAGUCCCCACCUCCCACUUCAAAAGGAAGGGAUCGGGAGGCUCACACUGAUGCGGCCAAGCGCCCCUCCACCAAUGAGGCUCACAGUUUUGAGCCGACGGAUAGACGGCAGCACCAGAGUGCGCCUGAUUCAAAGCGCGCCGCGCCUGAGGAACACAGAACAGAGCGUCCAGUGAGUAGAGAGGGGGUCGCAAGGCACGUGGACAGUCGGCCCAACCGGGAACGGGAGCACAGUGGACACCGGACCCCUGAAAACAAGAUGUCUUCACCCGAAGCCCGGGCUGAUGGUGGAAGAGGUGCCGCCACGUCACGUGUGGAGAGGGACCACCCCAAAGUCAAGCCCCUGUCGGCCCGCUCCGCACGUCUUCCGUCCGACCUAGGCCGUGAAACGGACGAGGCGGCUUUUGUGCCGGACUACAGUGAGAGUGAAAGCGAGGCCUCGGACACCGAGAGCAGGGCCGAGGCCAGGGGAAGAGACCGUGACGGCGACAGCAGUGCCUCACCCAGCCACAGUCAGAGCCAGAGCCCAGCCGGCAGCAACGCACGCAGCAGCAGUGCAAGCUCCACCGGCAGCCAGGACAACAAAAAGAAAAAGGACAAGAAGGAGAAAGAGAAGAAAGAGAAGAAGAAGCAUAAGAAACACAAGAAACACAAAAAGCAUAAGAAGCACGGCGACAACGAGUUGGACUUGGAGCAGAAGGGACAGAAACAUAAGCAUAAGAAAAAGAAGUCUAAAAAGAGCAAGGACAAAGACAAAGAUGAGAAAGAGAGAGCAGAUGACCAGAAGGAGGAUAAAGUAUCUGUAUGAGAAUAUUCAGGUUGAGCCUUGGACAUUAUCAACAUAAUUUUUUUCCCCCUUAAAUGUGGGUGUAAAUAUGCAGACUAUUUUUCCCUCUUGCAAGGACUACUGCUCUGCUCAACAUUUUUUUCAGGACUUGGGGGAUCACCAACUUAAUCUUUGACCAUGCUCAUCUUGAAUGCAGUUAUUAAGAAGAUUACUACUUGAAUGAUUAAGAAUGAUGCGUUCUCUUAGACACCUAGGGCUCCCUACAAAUGACUGUUUUUAUUUUGUUUUAUGUAUUUAUUUUGUUUUCCUCAAUUUUCAAUGAAUUUGGUUCCAAUCCCAAACACCAUCAAACGUUUAGAACAAUAUGUUGUAGAGGAAGCACUUUAGAGAUGUGAAAAAUGAAUGUUACUGCCUUGGUGCAGCAGAUAUCCUUGCCCUUUUGUACCUCAUAUCUUGCAUAGUCUAUUUGAAAUAGAAAUUGUAUCAUAAUUAUGCCAUUAUGAAUGCAUUCAUACUUGCGUAACUGGAUAGUGAUCUUUUCGCAUCGGGCACAUAAUGAUAAGGGUGUGGGCUGAUUUUUGCACUGUGAAUAUUUCCUCUACUCUGAAAACAAAAAAUUAUUUUAUUUUACAUAGCCUUCACAUUUAAUUUAAUUUAGCUGUUGAUGUUUUUGAGGGAUCUUUCUUUUUUUUCAGUUUUGAAGGUAAUAAAGUUUUUUUGCAGCAAAUUAAAA
Molecule: messenger RNA, 7610 nt
Organism: Clupea harengus (Atlantic herring)
Lineage: Eukaryota; Metazoa; Chordata; Actinopteri; Clupeiformes; Clupeidae
Gene: rbbp6
Product: retinoblastoma binding protein 6
Biological process (GO): ubiquitin-dependent protein catabolic process; mRNA processing; protein ubiquitination
Cellular component (GO): nucleus
Molecular function (GO): nucleic acid binding; zinc ion binding; ubiquitin protein ligase activity
Source: RefSeq, a predicted model, not a curated record